AAAAGCCCAUUUUCUCCGAUCGCUCAUUGUCUCCGUCUCAAAGAGCUCCAAAGCUCCAAGAAAUUUGCGAAAAGGGGAGAAAUCAGAAAUCUUUGCAGACGAUACUGCGACCCUCUUCCUCCCCGCCAUGUCUGUAGCUCCAAGCAGCUAUUUUUCGUUGUACUCGUCGCCAUUGUCGAGAAACGUUCAGGGCAGGCAGCAAGCCCCAGCUGGGUUGUUAAUACAGAGCAGCAACAGGCUCUCAAUCUCCAGGAACGGUGUGUUUUCGGGGAGUUGGAUCAGUUCGGGGGAGACCCAGUUGGGGAAAUGGCCGAAUGUGGUGGUAGUGAGGGCGACGUCCGAGGCGGAGUCUCAGACAUCGGGCCAGGAGAGCGGCGAAGGUGGGGAAGUGGAGUCUGAGGAGUACGAGGUGGAGAUUGAGCAGCCCUACGGGCUCAAGUUCGCCAAGGGGAGGGACGGUGGGACCUACAUAGACGCUAUCGCCCCUGGCGGGUUUGCGGAUAAGACUGGGAAGUUCUCGGUCGGGGACAAAGUCCUUGCCACCAGUGCAGUGUUCGGGACAGAAAUUUGGCCCGCUGCUGAGUAUGGAAGGACAAUGUACACUAUACGCCAAAGAAUUGGCCCGCUGCUCAUGAAAAUGCAAAAGAGAUAUGGUAAGGUUGACGAUUCGGGUGAACUAACAGAGAAGGAGAUUAUCAGGGCUGAGAGGAAUUCUGGGGUGAUCAGCAACAGAGUGAGGGAAAUUCAAAUGCAAAAUUACAUGAGAAAGAAAGAGCAGAAAGAGCAACGAGAGAAGGAUCUUCGUGAGGGCCUGCAACUGUACAAGAGUGCUAAAUACGAGGAAGCCUUGGAGAAGUUCGAGUCCGUGUUGGGAUCAAAACCCGAUGCCACUGAAGCAUCAGUUGCGAGCUAUAAUGUUGCUUGCUGUUAUUCUAAGCUUAACCGGAUACAGGCUGGGCUCUCGGCUCUCGAAGAUGCCCUGGAAGCAGGAUUCGAAGAUUUUAAGAGAAUUAGGUCCGAUCCAGAUCUAGCAAACAUUAGAACCUCUGAGGAGUUUGAGCCUCUUCUGAAGAGAUUCGAUGAGUCCUUUAUCAAUGAGAACGCCAUCAACGCAAUCAAGUCGCUGUUCGGCAUAUUCAACAAGAAGUAGGCCGCCCACAGUCCCAGAAGUUGUAGAGUUCUUUUUUCCGGUGAAAACUUGGCGAUGGUACUCUGGUCUUUUCCGCUGUAGAAAAAGCUAAUCAUAUGCGUAUACUGCUUACAUGGUCAUGGUCAGAUGCUGGAGACGAUGUUCACGGUCUCAUUCUCAUAUAUAUGUAUAUUGUAUUCAUUGUUCUUGUGCACAGAUGAUUCAACCUCCCAGCCCAUGUAAUGUAACAUUUUUCACGGGAAGAUCGACUGGAACAUGAGCAAUGCUUGAUUUUUCCAGUUGUCCUAA
Messenger RNA from Punica granatum (pomegranate), 1438 nucleotides. The record is from RefSeq and is a predicted model, not a curated record. Lineage: Eukaryota; Viridiplantae; Streptophyta; Magnoliopsida; Myrtales; Lythraceae.